AGACUAACACAGAUAUCUACAAAUGAAGAACUACACUUGGCAUCAUGAACCGUCAACUCUAAAUUUGAAACAUACUUUGACUCUCUAAAGAAACGAUGAUGCCGAUCAUGCUCAAAUUAAACGGAUGUGGCAUCAUAUCUUGAAGGCCAAGAUUAACAUCAUGGGAAGUCUUUGCCAUACUCAAUCCCAUAUAGCCCAGAAUCAGCAUGAAUAUCUACUUGGCCUUAUCCAGCAACAGGCCAUCUUCAUCCAGGUGCUGUAUGAUCUUGGAUGCCUCCAAAUCCACAAAGGAGGUCAAAUAAGGUACGACGAUCCUUUGUGCAUUGCGAUCGACAACCGAGUCUUCAAGGGAGCAUCCUCCAAUCUUCCUCGUGUUAAAGCGAAACACGCAAAAUGUAACCAGCAGAACUCGGAAAGCCAUCGCUUCUCAGUCCAACACUUUUGCAUGACGAGAUCACGUUUCUAUUCUUGUGUCACUCAACAGCAACAGCCUUGUUGGCCAUCUGUACUGUAACUAAGAAUAACUUGACGCUCAGACGCUUGGUUACAGAGGCUCUACCAUAAACAAUGAGUUGGCACAUGGAUAUUCCAUAAUAAACGUCCGAGGCUCCGACCCAGCAAACAUGAAACAUGAUCGGCAUCCAAUCAAUCGCACUGCCUGGUUGUUGGAUCCUCGCCUCUGAUCCCGUCAACUCCAUGUCUCCUCACGGAUGCAGAAGGAUCUGCGGGUGGAAUUGGAUCGCAUUGCACGACGGCACUGGAAUCUAGAGGAGGCCCGAUUUAAUGGGUUACUAGGCCGCGUGUUCGGUAAGGCAAGGAGAAACCACUCGGGGCGGUUGAUGCUCUGACGUCGUGUUCUCCAUAUGGCUUUUGAUGAACUUAUAAACUACCUACCUCGCUAGUCAUGUCUCGAGUUGAAAACCUGCUGUUUGACCACAUCAAACUUCACGAAUUAACAUACGUCUUAUAAUUAUACAACCUCUCACUUCGUACUAAACACACAUACUACAUUCCUCUAAUACUCUCACAAUGCAAUUCGGACUUUUGCUUCUUUCUGCUUUGCCCGCGACUUGGGCCGCACAUCUCUACGCAGUUCCCCAGAGUCUUUCUCUUCUCGAGACCAGUGCUGAAGAUAAUGGCUGCACACUCCCCGAUACCUACCGCAUCCGGAACUUCAAGGCAGAGUCUAAAGACAGCGGCAAGACGCUCAGUGCCUUUGACUUCGUAUUCUUCGACGAGGACACCAAAUUGACGACUCCUUGCCACAAGAACGCUUCUUCAAAGGCCAUCACGGGCUUGGGGGGCAGAGAUCGUUUUGCGUGUGACAACGACGCGGUGGAGUUCAUCUGGACUGAUGAUACCAAGAAGCUAUGGAUGAUGGAGAAGGUCUGUCAACAACAGGAUGGAUCUGUACCAUAUGAAGCCAGUGGUAGCAUCAUUCUCAACGUCAAGUGCGCCAGGACUGGCAGCUGCUCAAGCAACUCGACAGACCAGAAGUCGGCCUUCACUAGCCUUCAACCCGUGAGGGAGGCUCCUCCUUCCUAAGAAAACGGUCUGUGAUAAGUUAGAUCUUGUGAUGUUGAGUCGUGCAGGAUCCAGCCUGGUAGUCAGGCGUGCUACUUUGUCACUUGUACAAAACAAAACUGGACGUAUGAGGAUGGUAGUGAAGUGAGGAAAAGACAGCGAUAAGGCCCUAUUAGUACUACGACCGAAUAGAGAAUCGGCUCAAAACGUCGAUCUGAGCAACGUACUUUGUUCAUGAUUUCUUAAGAUCGUUUAUUCAGGAA
Molecule: messenger RNA, 1787 nt
Organism: Fusarium odoratissimum NRRL 54006
Lineage: Eukaryota; Fungi; Ascomycota; Sordariomycetes; Hypocreales; Nectriaceae
Exons: 2
Coding region: 1030-1545 (171 amino acids)
Source: RefSeq, a predicted model, not a curated record